AUGCAAACACAAUGUAUCCACAACUAUGUGACAUACCAUCAAUACUGUAACUAUUUUACUCGUGGAAACCACAGAGGAGCUUUUGUAGAAUGGGUAUGUAUAGAAUCUAUUUGCCCGUCACAAUGCCAAUGUUCCAAUAUUUCUGCCAUCUGUCGUCCAGUGCUAAGCAGCUUUCCGUCUGGUCUACCAUCAGAAAUUAUCAAUUUACAUCUGAGUGGUACUUUUGCCUCUAAAAACAAUAUACCAUCAAUAGAACGUGCGUACUUUUCGUCUUUACCAAAUUUAAAAAGACUUUAUAUUGCCUUUAGCAAUGUGAAAUCCAUUGCAGAUGGCUCUCUACCAUCAUCUUUGAUUACACUGGAUCUUUCCUUUAACAAACUUGGAGAAAUUUCAGAGGACACGUUUAAAGGAUUGAAAUUUCUUAGAACCUUGCAUUUGUCUGGAAAUAAUGGAACUGAAAUAACUCUCUCUGCUUUCAAGGAUUUGACCAAACUUACAGAACUAUACCUCGCAGAAAUGGGUUUGACAAAGCUGGAUAAACGCUUUCUUAAUCCUCUGGGUAUGUUGAAGACUUUGGACCUUCACGGAAACCAUAUCAAACGCCUGGACUGGAGUUUUACUAAAACCAGCAAUAACCUAGCAUACAUAGAUAUAUCUGGGAACUUGUUUACCGAGCUAUCAAAUUCAAGCGUCUUAACAUUACCCAAUAUCAAGACUUUGCGUUUAGACGGAAAUGAGUGGCACUGCAAUUGUGCUUUAGAAUGGGUAAAGAUACUUCCUAGUCCGAUGCCACAAUCCGUAAUAUGUUCCUCGCCAAAUUCUUUGCACUAUCAAUCAAUCAUUAAUGUUCCUUCUUCACAUUUCAUAUGUGUACCUGCGUCUGCUAACUGUACAUCAACAACAUUUACCGGUAAAUAUCACACUCAGCUGGAGAUUUCAUGUACACUUGGAGGGGAUCCAUUUCCUAAUAUUGUCUUUAAAAGACCCGAUGGCACAAAACUGGAAUAUUAUAACUACAAUGAAGCAAACUAUGUAGUGUCUGAAACCGGUGUCCUCACAAUAAAGUCUCUGGAUGUUGUAGAUAACGGAGAAUGGAAACUUGAAGCCAAUAACGUUAGAAAACAGAACGAUGUGAGUCUGACCGUGACUGUAACAGACAUCCCGACUACCACUACCACCACAACUACCACAACCACUACCACCACUCCUACCAUCACAACCACCACCACUCCUACAACCAGUACCACCAUCACCACCACCACUCCUUUAUUGACCACCACAACUACUAUUACACUUAAAACCACUACUUCAAGCAUCAGCACAACCUUGCCUACUUCUAUUACAGCCACAACUACCUCACUUGCAGCAAAAAAUACAAGGCAACAAAAUGUCAACCAGACCAAGCCGGUGGAUAUGAUAAACACUAUUUACGGGCUGGUGGGAGCGGUCUUAGGAUGUUCUGUUUUUAUUCUGACAAUCUGUUUCAUAUUGUACUGUUGCACUAAAAAGAAAGGAGCAUGUAACGAGAAACAAACUCUUGUUGAAAAUAUCAGGUUGUGGAUUUCAAGAAGGUUUCAAAGAGUACACAACAUCAACCACACCGAAAAUUUAAGUUUGUGAUCGAUUAAACAAAUAGCAAGGGAACUAGACAAAGUAGCUUAUAUACAUGUAUGUA
Messenger RNA from Saccostrea cuccullata (small rock oyster), 1675 nucleotides. RefSeq names its product leucine-rich repeat-containing protein 24-like. Lineage: Eukaryota; Metazoa; Mollusca; Bivalvia; Ostreida; Ostreidae. Gene Ontology annotation, cellular component: plasma membrane. The transcript has 2 exons. Bases 1 to 1620 code for a protein of 539 amino acids. Gene Ontology annotation, molecular function: protein binding. The record is from RefSeq and is a predicted model, not a curated record.